CUGUAAGAAGUAAAAAUAAAUAAUAAGAACAAUAAAAAUAUCAAGAAUGACAUCAAAGGGAAUUUUUACCCUUUUAACUAUUUUUUAUCUCCAAAAUGCCGUCAUAUCAGAUUCUCAACAAGUUUUAUUUGAAAUUACUGAUAUAAAUUCUAUUAAAAAAUUUAUCGAUGAAAACUAUGGUGUAUCCCGCAGUGAUUUUUCAGUGUUUAAAAAUUUAACUUUGGAUGAAAAAAACAAAACAGCUGGAGUUUUUUAUUUGAAAAUGACAACAUUGGUUAAGAAAUUAAAAGAAAUGAAAUCGAGCGAUUAUCUUUCUGAUCUUUAUUGGUGGGAUUAUGCAGUAGUAAAAGAAUUAAAGCCUAAUGUGGAAGCUUAUAAGAAUCUUAUUGAUAUUUUCUAUAAAAAUGGUCAACUAAAAACUAUACCCAAGGCAAUUGCGUAUGACGUAAGCCAAUUAUUAUCCUCACUUUCUUUAACUUCUUACAGAAGUAACAAGAAAGUUGAUUACUGUAUGCAUGCUUGGGCAUUAAAUUGGUAUUCCGUAAAUCACCGUAGUUUGGAAAGCGAAUUAAAUAUAUCGUAUGUUAAUUUAAAUGACUUUGAUAAUAUUCGAAAAGUCUUUUAUGAUUUAUUAUUGCACUUGUCUCGUGAAGAAAUAACAGAAAACAACAGAUACGAUCACUGUAGACGAGUUUCUUCAUUCCAUCAAGGACUGUACAAUGUAUACAGACAAGUUGUAUUUAAUUCUUUCCUCGAGUUUAGUGUAAAAUAUUUUGCCUCGAUGGGAGUGAUAGUUUGUGAUAGACAAUCCUAUCAGGAGGAACUCAAACUGAUGGAGGAAAACUUAUCCGAUUCAUUGAAGACAAUAAUGGAGUUAACCAGGGAAAUUUUGAACAACACGACAUAUUAUAUGUAUCCGUGUGAUCCGUCAUAUUUUGAAAAUCUCAUGACAGAAGAAACAAACCUUGAAUUAGAGAAAAUGGUGCAGACGGUAAUAAUUGCAGAGAAGGACUUGAGCACCACACACUCUUGCAGCCAUAACUGUAACUUGAACUUAAUAAAAGAUACUAUAAAUAAGACAGAGUGUUAUGAAUUUCUGGACUGUCAAUAUAGUACGCCCGGUUAUAAGAUCACUGAAUUGACAAAUAGCAGCAGACGUUAUGGAUAUUUUACCGGUAUUGAUGGUAGAGACAAAAAGCAGUAUGGCGACCCCGAUCGGCAUUUCUAUAACCGUGAACAACCCUUAGAUGUAUCUAGUUCAUACAACUGGGGUACAAUGAGAUUCUGUGACUACUGUAUUUGUACUUGUGCAAUCAAGCCGUCACGCUCGCCACAUGUAAUUACUGCUGUCAGUUUUAGAGAACAAGUUUCGGAUAUCGAAAGCAACAAGUUCGUUGCGGGUCUUAAGUUUGUGAAGAAAGAUGGCAUGAUUCACAUUCAAAUCGCAGAAAGUGAAGUUCUACCUCACGGUCAUGUUGGAUAUGAUAUGUGGAAGCCAUUGGAAGAAUUUACUUACAAUGAAACAACUGAAAAAUACUACGUCUUAAAAAAUAAUGAGUCCCAAAUUCCACUUGAGUUGGGAGUUGAUUAUGCUCGUCCACAUAAAAUGAACUUGAACAAUGUGAUGGCACCAAAGAAGCAUGUCAUCACAGGAGUCCGAUGGCGAUUCGCCGGAGAUUCUCUCGAGUUUCCCAAACGAAAACAAGGUCCAAUUGAAUUACAAGUUCGAGUAACAUCUCUUGAUUUUCCGAGAGGAAAAUUAAUUAAUCUCGAUCAAUCAUCAUGGAUAUCUCCUCAAGAACAAGUUCUCAAAGAUGAAUUGAUCUUAGAAAAUCCAGAUAAUUCUAGGUAUACGGAUCAAAGUAUGUUUACAUUUGAACGCCAAAUAUAUCCUCAGGACGGGGAAUUAAAAAUUCAUUCGACUAUAACGUCAAAUAAAUUUGUUAAAUUCCGAGCAUCUGAUUUGAAGAAAGAUGCUGGACAGUCGACUGUGCCAUUCUUUGAUGGUCGUGGAACUACAAUGCGUAGAAGUCUUUUGGGUGGAGUCGGUCUUGUUCAUCGCGCUCCUCCUGGCUUUGGUGGACACCUUGCCUUCAAAAUUUUCGAUUUUGAUAUGUCACCUUAUUUCAACGUCAUCGUGGAUUAAUAUACAGUCGUUUUCACGCCGACCUCUAUAACUGAGAGCUUCUCUUGCCUGUACCUCUAUAAGCGACAAUUUAACACUGGCAAUGCGAAACUCUUUCUCUAUUUUUCGCUUAGAAUUGUUUUUUUAAAUACUUAGCAGUUGUUGAUAGGACUAUGUUUGAUUGUAAAAUAUUUUGCAUAUUAUAGAAUAACCUCUGUAAGUGAGACAGACUUCUUCUGUACCUCUAUAAGCUAGAAACUCGAUUACUGAGAAACCUCUAUAAGAGAAAAAAAAUCACGGUCCCUUGAACU
This is a messenger RNA of Cotesia glomerata, 2436 nucleotides long. RefSeq lists its product as uncharacterized. The record is from RefSeq and is a predicted model, not a curated record. The transcript has 7 exons. NCBI's taxonomy places the organism in Eukaryota, Metazoa, Arthropoda, Insecta, Hymenoptera, Braconidae. Bases 47 to 2146 code for a protein of 699 amino acids.